This is a messenger RNA of Carassius gibelio (silver crucian carp), 7318 nucleotides long. RefSeq names its product transmembrane protein 94. The transcript has 32 exons. NCBI's taxonomy places the organism in Eukaryota, Metazoa, Chordata, Actinopteri, Cypriniformes, Cyprinidae. Bases 379 to 4470 code for a protein of 1363 amino acids. The record is from RefSeq and is a predicted model, not a curated record.
CUACGCCCUUCUGGUCACUAACAUGGCCGUCACCAGGGAGCUAGUCCAAGGAUUUUGAGACCAGUAUUAUUUGAUUCUGCUUAAACGCUUUUGAUGAUUGACGAUGCCGCUUGCGGAUCGUUGAUGUUGCAGCUCUAUAACAUCCCUUUGAAUGUAAGAAGAGAGAAGCUACACCCUCUUAUUGAUUCCAGUCCCCUGGGUUUCGACGACAGCCCUGUCGCCCGUCCCUCAGACUGGCAGUGGCCGCAGGUGCAGUGUCUUGGAGCUGGGGGCCACAGUUGCCUUCCUCUGCCAGGAGGGCUGGGAUCGGGACAAGUGUGGCCCGUAACUACCAGCUCUGGGCGUCUCGAUAGAGUAUGGUGAGAGACAGCGGCUGCCAUGGAGCUACAGGAUAAGAGACAUGAGGAGGAGGCGACUCCACUGGGACUGUCCACGGCUCAUGCUCUGUGCACCCUACGGGACCAGCUGUCCAACUUAUUGGGGCAACACCAGAAAUCCAGCCGGCGUAAAUCUACCAUACAGGAGCAAUGGGCUAAGAGCUUCCUUCACCAUGACAACCGGCAUUCGUGCUUCCAUUGGCCGGGAGCUGCUCUCACUCUGGUUGUGGUGGUUGGGCUUUUGUGUUGUAAUGGCAGCCAGCCGGUGGGCAGUCAAGGCAUAGAGUUAGUGAAUGCGGGCGCACUUUUCCUCCUCCUGCUGUUGAACCUCUUUCUCAUUGGGCGGCAGCAGAGGUUACGGAUGAGUGAGGUGGUGCGGAGGCUCAAGUCCAUCAUUUCACAGCUGAAUGAUUGUUUGAAGAGAAGUGCAGAACAUCCAAUCAGAUGGGCCCCCUCUCUGUGUCCUGACCUCUACACCCCGACUUCUCCUUCCUGGUCACUGCAUUGGACAUUCAGAGAUGGGCAGCUUGUCAAUCUACCGGUCAGUCUUCUGGUGGAAGGUGAUGUCAUCGCUCUUAGACCGGGCCAGGAGGCCUUUGCAUCUCUCAGAGGCAUCAAGGAUGACGAACACAUCGUGCUGGAGCCAGGAGAUCUUUUUCCUCCAUUCUCUCCUCCUCCUUCCCCACGUGUGAAUGAGCGGAAGGGACCCCACAGUCCCCAGAAGUACCGCCUCUUCAGGGUGGUGCGCACACCUAUACUCGACAGUGUCAGGAACAGUCUUGACCUGGCUCUCUCCCGUCCAAUCACAGCCCUUGAUAAUGAACGGUUCUCGGCGCAGUCCAUCAUUGCCAAAUUCGCCUGUCCAGCUGUAUUGGUGGCCUUUUUCUUUGUUAACACGAUCCGGUACUUUUGUGACGCUCCCGGUCUCACCACUGGACCCUUCAACUUUCUUCAGUUGCAGAUGAUGGGUGUAUUGCCGAUUUUACCUCUUCUGUUUCCUGUGAUGUGGAUUGUGGUCAAUGCGUACGGAGAGGCCCGCGUGUUAGCCGAGUCCAGCCGUAACUCUCCCACUGGCCUGCUUGCUAAGUUCUCUGAGGACACUCUAAGCAGCUUCACGGAAGUGGUGUCCUCCCAGGAGAUGCUACGCUGUGUGUGGAGACACCUGGUCAGUGUGUUGAAGGGAGAGUCCCAGACCCUCUGUCAUACCUCCAGUCUGCUACACUCGUUGGGUUCGGUCACUGUGCUGUGCUGUGUGGAUAAGCAAGGCAUUCUGUCCUGGCCCAACCCUAGUCCCGAGACUGUGCUGUUCUUCAGCGGACGAGUAGAACCUCCUCAUGACAGCCAGGAUGACCUCCGAGAUGACCUGUUAGUCAACCCCCUCUGCAGGACAGAGGGCGAGGAGGAACGAGACGAGCCUCAGGAAGCUGAAGCGCUGCUGUGUUUACCAGUGUUUGAACCCUCCCUUCACGUGGCUGAGCAGGAACCCAGCGAGACGUCACAUGACACCGUCCGCUCCUCAGACACCCAGCGUCAGCAUCAAGGACCCCAAACUACCCGUUCCAAACACCCUUCAGGAUCCAAUGUCAGUUUCAGCAAUGCAACUGAAGGUGGUGAAGAUGGCAUUGCUCAGCCAUGUGGUAUGGGUGAUGAUCUGUGUGAAGCAGAAGAUUUUGUGUGCGACUAUCAUCUGGAGAUGCUGAGCCUGUCCCAGGAUCAGCAGAACCCUGUCAGCAUCCAGUUCGAUGACUCCGGUUGGCAGAAUCACCUGCCCUCUUUGAAGCCACUUGGCUUGAACAUCCUGUUGAACCUGUGCAAUGCCACCGUCACCCAGCAGCUCUGCAGAUUCUCAGACCACUUGUCAAACCUGGCGCUGCAGGAAUGCCACGGGGCGGUUCUACCCGUUCAUGUGCCCUGGGGCCUCUGUGAACUAUCUCGCCUUAUAGGUUUCACUCCGGGAGCGAGGGAACUGUUUAAGCAUGAGAAUCAUCUGUCUCUGUACCAGCUUCCUUCUGGAGAGAAGCCCAAAGAAUCUGCUGUCCCUCGUCGUCUCCAUCACUUCACAAAACGCCAGCCUCCCAUCAGUCACCUCAUCAGUCUCUUCGUCAAGGACAGUACUUCCAAUAAUGUACAGAUGCUCUCCCAUGGCUCGGCCGACCUCAUCCUGGAAGCCUGCACAGAUUUCUGGGACGGGGCAGACAUCUAUCCGCUGUCUGGCUCUGAUAGGAAAAAGGUUUUAGAUUUCUACCAACGUGCCUGUCUGUCAGGAUAUUGUUCUGCAUUCGCAUAUAAGCCUAUGCAGGUGGCAUUGUCUGGACAGCUCAAUGGAAAGUGUGUGGAGCUGGCUCCAGGGCCCGCCCUCUUUUCUGGGGUGGAGCUUCCCAGUACCAUCCCCAUCAAACAGAGCAGCCGCAGGAACAGCUGGAGCUCUGAUGAGGGUAUUGGAGAAGGUUUGGAGAAGGAGGACUGUGUGCAGGCUCUGAGCGGCCAGAUCUUCAUGGGAAUGGUGUCAUCCCAGUUCCAGGCCCGACUGGACACUGUACGGCUCAUUGAGAACCUGGUGGGAGCCUGUAUCCGCUUUGUGUACUUCUCCAUGGAGGACGAGCUGCGCAGCAAAGUGUUUGCAGAGAAGAUGGGCUUGGAGACGGGCUGGAACUGUCACAUCUCUCUGACCCCAAACGGAGAGGGUCACUACGAAGGUGCUCCGUCCAGCCCUAGCCAAGCAGGAUCUCUACACGAUGACCUUCUGCAUGAUUCUCGUGAUGAUGCAGAGGGCCCACUACUGCCUGAGGACCAAUCAGAUCUCGCCAGCUUCCAGCCUACUGAUAGUGAUGUGCCCAGUUUCUUAGAAGACUGCAACAGAGCCAAACUGCCUCGUGGCAUUCAUCAGGUUCGUCCUCAUUUGAAGAACAUAGACAAUGUGCCUCUACUGGUGCCCCUGUUCACAGACUGCACCCCUGAAACAAUGUGUGAAAUGAUGAAGAUCAUGCAGGAGAACAGAGAGGUGACAUGCUGUUUGGGGAGCUCCGCAAACUUCCGUAACAGCUGCCUUUUUCUGCAGAGUGACAUUAGUAUCUCCCUGGAUCCUCUAUACCCGUCCCGGUGCUCAUGGGAGACAUUUGGGUACGCUGCAGGCUGCGGGCUGAAUAGAGACUGUGAUGAGCUGUCUCCAAUGGGGCUCAGUGCUAGUCUCAACAGCCUUGCCUGCUCCAUGUCCUUCCAUCAGGGCGAGAGUGUCAGCAUGGUCAAACUCAUUGAGCAGGCGAGACACACCACCUAUGGCAUCCGCAAGUGCUUCCUCUUCCUACUGCAGUGUCAACUGACACUGGUCAUCAUUCAGUUCCUGGCCUGCCUUAUUCAGCUACCUCCUCCCAUGAACAUCACAGACAUACUGUGGCUUUCCUGCUUCUCUUACCCACUGCUAAGCGUGUCCUUACUGGGAAAAUCACCGGACAGUUCAGUGAUGACAGUCGCUACUGGAAAGAAUCUGGACUCUAUCCCACGCAAGACCCAGCACUACUUUCUAGGCUGGUUCCUGUUGAAGUUCGGUCUGACGAUGUUGGCCUAUUUAGUCGGCUUUGGGUUUUCUCUACAGGAAAUGUGUUCUAUAGCAGCUAACCGCACAAAAACUUAUAACAGCACCUGCUCUCACAUAUUCACAUCUAGCUCACAGGAUGGCCCGCAGUGGUUUAGUGAAUUGUCCAAUGGGCUGCUUUUGAUGCAGAAGAUCAUGGCAGGUUUUCUGGCUCUGCACACAGUGGUCAUCUCUCUGAGCUAUGUGCACCGUUCACAACCCCUGUGGAGGAAGAACCCUUUCAGUAACACAUGGUGGUGUCUCACCGUGCCUGUGGUACUGUUGGGACAGGUGGUGCAGGCUGUGAUAGAUUAUCAGUUGUGGCAGGACAGGAGUACAGAGGUGGUCUUCACACUGCAUCACAUCCCGCUCUUGGUCUGGCUGUUGGUCUCUCUGUCCAUCAUAUUUGUGGUGCUAAUCAAUGAAGCAGUAAAACUGCAUGAAAUCAGGAUACGAGUGCGUUACCAGAAGAGGCAGAAGCUUCAGUUUGAGACUAAGCUUGGUAUGAACUCUCCCUUCUGACCUGCGUCUGUAAAGCACAGCAUGGUCAUACACGUCAGCCUCAUCUUCAUUUCAGUGGUGGAGGAGAUGAAGAAUGCUUUGGAUUUCCCCCAACAGAGCUCUCGCUGCAACAGAACUCUGAAGGGCUGCUUUUUUUAAUCCGUGAGAGCUAUCUUUGAUUUAGGUUUUACUCCAAGCAAAUAUUUCAUCUGUGUUGUUUUGAGGGAUGUUUACCUGCAUGCUGCUUUGGUUUGGACCGGGACAUUCAAUGGAGGGAUUCUUUUUUUAAUGAGUCAAUUCCUUUACCCACUUUAUGCACGAUAUAGAGAAUAUAUACCAAAAUGUACAACGGAGGGCUAAAUUAGCAUGCUUUUUCUUCUUUCUUUUUUAUCUUUUUUUUUCUUAGAUGUUGUGAAAUGGGGAUUUAAUUGAUUUCCUUGGUUUCAAACAUGAGACAGUUGAGCGCUCAUGAGAUGAGCUUUAGCUGUAGGUUCUCUGUGUUCGUAUUUCAGCCGUAUGGUUCUUUAUCACACUGCUGAGAGGUCUCGUGUAGUACUGUACUUCAUAAGAGCUUGGUAAAGCCUGUUUUAAUCGGUUAGAAUGUGAAUGUCAUCGCCUCAACUUACCUCAUAUCCAGAGGGGAAAGAUUACAUUGUGUUCUUUUGUGAUCAUGAGGUACAAGUGAAUUUACUUACAAAAAUAUAUCAGCAAGAGCAACUUAGCUUCCAAAAUCAAAUGCAGUCAGUGUGAGACUGUGUAAACUCAAUUACUAGCUUACUUUGAAUCAGUCAGGCAUUAAAUAACUUUUCCUCUUACAGAUCGAUAUCGGAUGAAAUGCAUGAGUCUUUCAAACCAUUUUUACCUCAAAGUUCUUAAGUUCAAUCAAAACACAAAGUCUUUUUAACCAGGCAAAGCAAUAGCUGUCCAGCUGAAGGAAGAAUGUUCCAACUUGAAUUGUUCUCUACACAGACGUUUGAAAUGUUUUUUUCAUGUGUGAUUGUCAGCCAGAACGCACUGAUUUUUUUAUUCAUUUAUUUUAUUUUGCAUACAUUUGCGUGCAAGACAACAAAAUCACUUGCCUGAUUUCUCACCGCACGUUUUUUCGUGAGAAUUAUUGGUAUGAAUAUAAACAACUCCGGAUGGGGUAGGCUUAUUUAAAUUAAAAUGAAUUUCUCCACCCCUAUCCAGAGAUUUCAGUGUUUACUGGUAAAGAGGGAUAUUGAACUUUUGUUCUGUUCUACCUCUAGCUGAUUGCUGAUAUAAAUACUAGGCAACUUCACAAUUUUAAUAGGUUUUAUUAUUAUUUUAAUUUAUGCAGUUGGGCUGCAGCUAUAGAGUAUAAGAGGCUCAGUUACAGUGUCACCAGAUGUGCUUCUUUAAAAACACAUUCAAGAGUAUAUUCUGGCAGUGACCAGCUAAUCUCCAAAUUACCAGCACUUUUUCCCAAUACUAGAGGAAUCCACUAACAUGACUUAGCCUAGACUCAUCAAAAGGAGAAUUUAAAGGGAUAGUCUACCCAAAAAUGAAAACUGCCAUUAUUUACAUACCCUCAUGUUGUUCCAAACCUGUUAGACUUUAUUUCUUCUGCAGAGCAUAGGAGAUAUUUAGUAUAAUGUGUUACUCGUUUGUAUCCAUACAGGGAAGGUCAUUCAUGUUUGGAAUUAUAUGAGGGUGAAUAAAUCAUUUUCUUUUAUUUUUGGAUUAACUUUUCAUUUUUAGGUGAACUGUCCAUUUAAGUUGCUGCUAGAGCUGUAUAAAGUGGUAUAUUUGAAAAAUUAUUCAUGUGUACAGGCAUCAUGGGACCUCUAGAGUAUAUAGUCCACAACCCAGUUAGUAUUUAGUCUUUCAAAUGAGCCACAGUCUAUCACCUUUUCUACAUAAUGCACUGCAAGAUUAGUCUUAAUUUAUUGAUUUCCUGCCUCUUUUUGUUCCUGUCUCACUGUUAUACUUCAGUUAAUCGCAAAUACAUACUGUAAUCUCUAAUCUGAUGUUGAUAUUUAUUUUGAUAUGAUUAUAUAUGCCUGUACAUCAGCAAAUGAUUGCAACCUAACAGCCUUUUCCAUAAUGCAUCUAGAGAUGAUCUUGGGCACUGAAUGUUCAUUGGUGUAUGUGUUGCAUUUUUUUUCUUUCUUUCUAAUUUUUCUGCUCAUUCAACAGGAAGGCGAGUCGUAUGAAGUGUUGAGAGGUUAUACAGAACUGUAGCUGUUUCAGUGUUUUAGUUCAGCACCACUGCUGUGUAACUAAGCCACACUAAUACAGACAUAUCAGAGAAAUCAAAAAGUAAGUUAAAUAGUUCAUUUUUAACUGGUGCUGAAUUGGUUAUAUAACAAAAUGUACAAUUAAGGAAAUUAUCAAAUAUAUUAGUAUUGGGGAAUUGUUUUAAUAAGCACCGAUCUUCUGUUUUAACAAAUUAAUGUAACAGGGAAAAAAAUGUUUUGGGAUACGAGUUUGUGAGCAGCAUUUGUUGUACAGGAUUUGUUUUGUUUUUCCUGAUGUAUGCAUGAUAAAGACCAGAAUGCAAGGUUUUCUUGAUUUACUCAUCUGCUGGAUAUUGAGUAUGUUGACUCGGUCAUGCAUGGAUUAAAACAUGUUGCUGAUGUUUUUCCAUCAGUCAGAAACUGUAAUAUUUAAACCAGGAGUAUGAAUCAGGCUAUUUUAGAGGGCUGUUCAGAGCCUCUCUGCAAAAUACAUGCCUGGGUUACAACCUAGACUGAUUGACCCAAUAUUUUUGCUAUUUGUGAAUGUUCAUAAGAUUUAUAAAUGUUGUACAGUUUGUAUUUUUUUAAAGAUGUCUUUCACAUUGAUUUCUCCACUUCCCCAGAGAUUAUUUGUGAACCAUUGUUAAUAAAUGUGUUCAUUUCAAAACAAA